AUGGUUUUUGAGAGAUUGGCACAUGCUUCUCUAACCCUGAACCUUGCUAAUUGUGAGGUGGGAAAAGCCAUAGUGACCUACUUGGGGAAGAAGGUGGGCCAUGGUUUUGUGAAGCCAGUGGAAGCUAAAAUCGAGGCCAUUCUAAACUUUCCCAAACCCUGUAACAAACGUGAACUUCGUAGGUUUCUGGGCAUGUCAGGUUACUACAGGGGGUUUUGCAAAAAUUUCUCAUCUGUUGUUACUCCCCUCACAGACCUACUAAGCACAUCAAGAGUUAAGUGGAGCUAUGAAUCUGACAGAGCUUUUGAAGCCGCAAAAGAUCUCUUGUGUAAUGCUCCUGUGCUGAUUGCCCCUAACUUUGACCUACAAUUUAAACUGCAGGUGGAUGCUAGCACCUCUGGUGCUGGAGCAUUUCUGAUUCAAGAGGAUGCUCACGGAAUCGAGCAUCCUGUGUCCUACUUCUCCAGAAAGUUCCUGAAGCAUCAGCAAGCUAAUCAUCGAAAAAGAAGCCCUGGCCUUACUAUGGGCACUGCAGCAUUUUGA
This is a messenger RNA of Onychostoma macrolepis, 543 nucleotides long. RefSeq lists its product as uncharacterized. Lineage: Eukaryota; Metazoa; Chordata; Actinopteri; Cypriniformes; Cyprinidae. The coding region runs from base 1 to 543 and encodes 180 amino acids. The record is from RefSeq and is a predicted model, not a curated record. The transcript has a single exon.